Molecule: messenger RNA, 2534 nt
Organism: Physcomitrium patens
Lineage: Eukaryota; Viridiplantae; Streptophyta; Bryopsida; Funariales; Funariaceae
Product: lycopene epsilon cyclase, chloroplastic
Biological process (GO): carotenoid biosynthetic process
Molecular function (GO): oxidoreductase activity, acting on paired donors, with incorporation or reduction of molecular oxygen
Source: RefSeq, a predicted model, not a curated record
UUGUUUUCUUGUGCUAUGUCGCUCUUCCUCUCGAACCUCCACUUCGCCCUCUGCCUUCUCGCGCCUCGCUGUGCCUUUGAGUCCUCAAGGUUCGCAAUCGCCACGCCGUAGCGCGAUUCGGUAAACUCGGGCGAGAUUGAAAGCGUGGAAGAGGAGCCUGUGCACUUUGGUUAUGUGCAGCGUUGAAUGAAUGCGGGGCUUGGUUAUGGUGCACACAACUGCAGUAUGCACGUGAUGGGGCGCGCGGGUGCAGGCGCUGUAUCACAUCUUUGUUGUGGUUCUUCUUCUCGUUGUUCAUCUUCUGCCGUCGGGCGGGAAUUUUCAGUGCGCGGUUUUGAGCGUCCGGGUUGCAAUUGGUUGCGUUUGCCGCUGCGCAGGGGUAGCGAUGUAGCCUCGUGUCAUGGCCUCAGCUGGACGGUUCCGACGCGUCGAGGGGGGAAACGGUAUCCGUCCGUGUGCGCCUCCACCACAGUCCCUACGAGGAUUUAUGAUGGAGUGGCGGAGGACCAAGAGGAUUACAUCAAGGCUGGUGGAGAAGAGUUGGAUCUCGUGCAGCUGCAGGCCUCCAAGUCCUUUGAUCAGUCCAAGAUUGGGGAGAAGUUACAACUUCUGGGAGACGAAACGUUAGAUUUGGUAGUUGUAGGCUGCGGUCCUGCUGGAAUGUGCUUGGCAGCUGAAGCAGCGAAACAGGGCCUUAAUGUGGGCCUCGUAGGCCCUGACCUACCGUUCGUCAACAAUUAUGGUGUUUGGACUGACGAAUUUGCUGCAUUGGGCCUCGAGGACUGCAUAGAGCAAACCUGGAAAGACUCAGCUAUGUAUAUUGAAGAGGACUCGCCUAUAAUGAUAGGGCGUGCAUAUGGUCGUGUGAGUCGGACUCUUCUGAGAGAAGAGCUUCUGAGGAGGUGCGCUGAGGGAGGGGUUAGAUACGUUGAUUCUAAAGUUGACAGGAUACUUGAAGUCGAUGAGGAUUUGAGUACCGUUCUAUGCACCAAUGGAAAAAAUAUCAAGAGCAGACUUGUUACAGUCGCGUCUGGAGCAGCUGCUGGCAGGUUCUUGAGGUAUGAAACGGGCGGUUUAGGAGUCGUUGUGCAAACUGCUUACGGAGUUGAGGUGGAGGUUGAACAUUAUCCGUACGAUCCUGAUUUCAUGCUUUUUAUGGACUAUCGAGAUUAUAAAGGUCGAGAGAAAGGAAGUGUCAGUGCAGAAGAAGUUCCAACAUUCUUGUACGCAAUGCCCAUUUCAUGUACCCGUGUCUUCUUCGAGGAAACAUGUCUUGCGGCAAGACCAACCAUGCCCUUCAGUGUUCUUAGGGAAAGGCUACAAGAGCGUUUUAAGAAAAUGGGCAUAAAAGUGCUACACAUAUACGAAGAGGAAUGGUCAUAUAUUCCAGUGGGAAGUACCUUACCGGUGACAUCGCAAAGACAAUUGGGUUUUGGUGCAGCCGCAAGUAUGGUUCACCCGGCCACUGGUUACUCAGUAGUCCGCUCUCUGUCAGAGGCUCCAUCCUAUGCCGCAGCCAUUGCUAGGGCACUUAGACUCUCAGGCGGCAGGUCUGGCACCUUCAAUUCUCAGCAAGCUGCUCUAGAAGCAUGGAAUGUUUUAUGGUCUGGCGAAAGGAAGAGACAGCGAGCUUUUUUCCUGUUUGGAUUAGAGCUUAUACUUCAACUCGACACUCCUGGUAUCAAGGAUUUUUUCGUGACAUUUUUUCAGCUUCCUGAAUGGUUGUGGAAAGGAUUUCUUGGCUCCAAGCUCUCAUCAGUAGACCUUAUUUGGUUCGCUCUUGCUACUUUCGUGAUCGCUCCUAAUACGUUGCGGUUCCAGCUUGUGAGGCACUUAAUAGUACAUCCUAGCGGAGCAAAAUUAAUGCAGGCGUAUAUUGGUCUCCUAAAUUCGAGUUCUCAAUCCACUGACUUGAAGCCAGUCAACUGAAUAUGGAAACAACUUCAAUAGGCAUCUCUAUUUUCAGCUAGCUGCUCGAGUUUACACAGUUGUUACUGUUUUCACCUUUGCCAAAGUAGUACCGGCGGAGCUUAUUUCGAUGCACUAUAUCCUGUUCGCUUGCGUAGAAGCAGGUCCCACCCAAACAAAAUGCAUGGAUUUCAACCCUUCACUUAGACAUAUAUCGGAGAUGAAACGUGAUACCUGUUGUUUCCCAUCAUAAGCUACCCCUCUUACCCUUGGUGACGAAUAGUAGAAGUACUUCACGAGGCUAACCAGGAACCCUCAGGUGUAUCCUCACGACUGGCUCCUACUUGGUGCCACUGUUAUCUUCAGCCACCGAAGGCAUGUACACUUUUCAAUCUUUCAGCAGUUUGUUGGAUAUAAUCUUUUAGUAUUAGCAUUGAUUAUAGUAAUUCUGUCCUCAAUCUUACAAGCACUGAGCCACUGUAAUUAUGACAGUAUUCUCUUGUUUAAUUAUUAUCCUGGGGAAUCGUUCAGCACAGAAUUACUGCAAGUAUAUGUGCGAAGGUCUAAAUAACUUUGGAUAAUUUGUGUCGCACCAGUGAGAAAUGAAGUUGUGAUUUGCCGCUCUC